Messenger RNA from Diceros bicornis minor, 631 nucleotides. It is a transcript of the gene RBP7, whose product is annotated as retinol binding protein 7. Gene Ontology annotation, cellular component: cytosol; nucleus. The record is from RefSeq and is a predicted model, not a curated record. Gene Ontology annotation, biological process: fatty acid transport. Gene Ontology annotation, molecular function: fatty acid binding. The transcript is spliced from 4 exons. NCBI's taxonomy places the organism in Eukaryota, Metazoa, Chordata, Mammalia, Perissodactyla, Rhinocerotidae. The coding region runs from base 1 to 432 and encodes 143 amino acids.
AUGCCCGCCGACCUCAGCGGCACCUGGAACCUGCUCAGCAGCGACAGCCUCGAGGGCUACAUGCUGGCCCUAGGCAUUGACUUUGCCACCCGCAAGAUAGCCAAGUUGCUGAAGCCACAGAAAGUGAUUGAGCAAAAUGGGGAUUCUUUUACCAUCCACAGGUACAGCAGCUUAAGGAAUUACCUUGUUCAAUUUAAAGUUGGAGAAGAAUUUGAUGAAGACAACAAAGGCCUGGAUAACAGAAAAUGCAAGGAAAAAACACAAGCUCUUCACUUUGCAAGCUUGGUUACCUGGGACAAGGGCAGACUCACCUGUGUCCAGAAGGGGGAAAAGAAGAACAGAGGCUGGACCCAUUGGAUUGAAGGGGACAAACUCCACCUGGAAAUGUUCUGUGAAGGACAAGUGUGCAAACAGACAUUCCAGAGAGCCUGAUCUCUAUCUAACAACAGAGCCCACAUGUGGCUGCAGCUUAAUGCCAAAUUAUAUUCCAGAAUGAAGAGAUGUUAAACUGUCCUGGUUUGGCGAUGGGGCCUUGCGGUCAGAGAGAUGUCACAUAGCCUGUACCAGAAGCUGUCUGGAUUGUGGAAAAACUGCUCAGCUUCAAUAAACCUGUCCAGGGCCGGCCCCGUGG